GGGACGACGACGUUGAGCCUACAUGUCUCGUUCUGCCAGCGAGGAGCGCUGCGCGCUUCCUUGUGAAACUCCGGUCUCCUCUCCUUUGCUUCCGAUCUGGAACUGGACUGAACUUUACCUCUGUAGCGCCAACGGCUGCUGCUCCGCAAUCGCAGCUUUUCUUCGUCUCCUUCUCAAGUAGCUAACUACUGAACAGCUUUCAACACCAAAACACAUACGAAGAAGUGAAGGAUCCAGGUUCCGGCGCGGGGAAAGAAAACAACAAUGCGACCUUCGAAGUCUAUCAGUAGAUUGCCGCCGGUGCUUCAUCUGGGCUGCAUCGCGGCGUUCUUCUUCUUCGUCUUCUUCUUCUUCAUUCAAUCUUCUUUCUUCUCAGGUAGUAAGAAAUCAGAUCCCAACACAGAAGGGGACAAGCGCACACUUUCUCAGUUUCAGUCCGCCGUUCAGCAAUGCGUGGCAAACAGGGGGCUUGGUCUUACUGCAUUAAUCACCGAUCAUUGUAAAAUGACUCUCAAGUUCCCAGAAGGCACCAACAGCACUUGGUACAAUGCACAGUUCAAGAUUUUUGAACCAUUGGAGUACCAUUAUGAUAUUUGUGAUACACUCAUGUUGUGGGAACAGUAUCGGAACAUGACUACUGUGCUGACACGAGAAUAUCUUGAUACUCGCCCUGAUGGGUGGUUUGAUUAUGCAGCAAAAAGGAUAUCUCAACUGGGAGCUGAGAAAUGCUACAACCGUAGUCUGUGUGAGGAAAACCUUAACGUGAUAUUACCAGCAAGGCCACCUUUCCACCCUAGGCAAUUUAAAACCUGUGCUGUUGUUGGUAAUUCUGGAGACCUUUUGAAGACAAAGUUUGGUAAAGAGAUUGAUGGUCAUGAUGCUGUUAUAAGAGAUAACGAAGCUCCUGUUACCCAGAAAUAUGCACCACAUGUUGGACUGAAGAGGGAUUUCCGCCUUGUGGUUCGUGGUGCUGCUGCUAAUAUGGUCAAAAUUUUAGAAGGAUCUGAUGAUGAGGUGCUUAUCAUUAAAAGCAUGGCCCACAGGGACUUCAAUGCAUUGAUAAAGACUAUUCCGAACCCUGUUUAUCUCUUCCAAGGGAUCGUGCUGCGCAGGGGUGCUAAAGGAACUGGGAUGAAAUCUAUUGAACUUGCACUUUCAAUGUGUGAAAUUGUUGACAUAUACGGUUUCACGGUUGAUCCUGGCUACACUGAAUGGACAAGAUACUUCUCUACUCCACGUAAAGGGCAUAAUCCACUUCAAGGACGAGCAUAUUACCAACUCCUAGAAUGUCUUGGUGUCAUUAGAAUCCACUCCCCCAUGAGAGCUCAGAGGAAGCAAGACUGGUCCAAUGUCCCAAGCCGAGAAAUGGUAUCCAGAGCACAUGCAGCAGCCAUGCGGUUGAAGCUUGGAGAGGAGAUCGCAGGGUUAGGUCAGUUUGGAAAAUGCAAGGUGUGGGGUAGUGCAGAUGCUGCCAACAACGGGCCUAUCUCUGGAUCUCCUGACAUGAGUGACGUAAGGAAAUAUUCGAACUACAGUAAGUGGGAGACGAUGUCGUUUCAAAGUCUUAGACGAGAGGCACGGGAUCAUUAUGCCCAGAUGGAGGAUGUAUCUUUGUACAAGAUGGAUGGCAAUAAGUUGGACGAUCUGGUAUGCGUCAGGCACAAGUCAGCAUCUUCAGUAUGAUUUGCAGUCUCGGCUUAUCAGUUAAGUGAACUACAAGAGCCUUUUUGGUGCAUGUGCGCGGAGAUUGAGAAGAGAAUACAAAGGAUGGUUUCCAGUGUCCAGUUUUGAUGUUCAAUUAGCUCCAACGAUGGUGAUCAGCUCAACGGCUUCCAUUUUCAAUUUAGCUGUGUGCCGGUGUAAGCGGAUAUUAUUUGUAUGAACCUUAUUGAAUGAAAACUUGUGCACCUUAGGAUGUUGUAUUUAAUGUAAUCAAAGACAGCAGCAGUUAAAGAUAAACAGGACAGCCAGCA
This is a messenger RNA of Linum trigynum, 1973 nucleotides long. The record is from the annotation of a GenBank genome assembly. NCBI's taxonomy places the organism in Eukaryota, Viridiplantae, Streptophyta, Magnoliopsida, Malpighiales, Linaceae.